Messenger RNA from Drosophila ficusphila, 213 nucleotides. RefSeq lists its product as uncharacterized. The record is from RefSeq and is a predicted model, not a curated record. The transcript has a single exon. The coding region runs from base 1 to 213 and encodes 70 amino acids. Lineage: Eukaryota; Metazoa; Arthropoda; Insecta; Diptera; Drosophilidae.
AUGAAGCUGCUCUACCAAUUUGUCCUGGGUUUGGUCCUGCUCCUCGCCAUAAUGAGUUCUUUGACUCGUGCUGAUCCUUCGGAAGACAACAAGUCGAAUGAAUCCCUAUCGGGAAAUUCGGAGUCGGAUGGAUCUGUGCCCGAUGACGCCCAGCAGGAUUACCUAAAUGUGGCCGACUUUACCACCGCUUCUCCUCCAUGGUGGUGGAAUUGA